AGUGGACUUGGGAUUUGCUCUAAUCUCUCAUAACUUUCGCUCCCGAAUUAAAGGAUAUCGCUCACGUUGCGCCACGCCGACAGGAGGACACCAGCCUUUCGGGGGAAUCCCGAUUACUAGGAGCGUCAGUUUCGGUAGUGCUUCCGUCAUCAGAGGAGAAGUGGUGUGCUCCAGGACCAGGGCAUUGAUCGGGUUGUUAUUUUUUCACGCUGCGUUAGGCAUAGGGAUUUCCAAGUUCGGCCGGAACAACCCUGGUUGAUGGCAGUAAAUGGAUUAGGAUGCAGGUUCUGCCGCUGACAGUUUCAAAAUAUUGAAGGGUAUCGAUUAUCUGUCGACGGUUCGUUAACUUAAUGUACCAAUCAAAAUGAGUACGCCUACGGAAGCCAGAAGGCUGGAGCUGGAGGACUGGGAGUUCGUUAAACGAGGCAUUGUGCUAUGGCUCAAUAAUAAGCCGCAAGCGGCCGAGGAUAGCUUCAAGGAUCGCCCGGCCAGUGUACACAUUUUUGCUGGACAUACCUUCAUCUCUUUCAUGAAUGCCGUCAUAUCAUGGGAAACGGAGAAAAUGAACGAAGCUCAGACGCGCCUGAAGGAGCUGGAAAAGCAAUGUGCCGGUGAUGUCGGUUGGUUGAAAUCAGUUCGAUCGAAACUUUUCGGAGGCAGCGGCGUAUCCCGCAAACCACUCACGGAAAGUCUCGAAGAACAGAUUAUACUGGCCGACAGUCAGCUUUGCCUGGCAAUACUGGAAUCGUUGAGUCAGGACAUCAGCGGCUUUAUGAAGGGUGGUUGGCUGUUGCGGAAAGCCUGGAAAGUGUACCAGCAUACGUAUCAGCAGAUCUACCGACUGUACACUGGAUCCCAACCGACUGAGGCGACAGAUUCAGUGCCACAACCCCCGCUAACGCAUCCAGAGGUACCUAGAAGUACGGUAGCUGGUUCACUUGAUCUCAGCUCACCGACCUCUACCGAUUGGACGGUACCAAACUCCACAUUACCGACACCCGAUGCAGAGUGUGAAUGGCCCAAUUACCAGGAGGAUAUGCGGAAAUCGAAAACUAUGACGUUUGGUCCCUCCCCUUCAACAAACUCCUCGAGUGAAAUGGUAUCAAGUGAGUCUACUAGCGGAAGUGUAAAGAGGGGAAACACGACCGGUGGCACAGGAUCCAGUAUGGAGUCUUUAGAGGAAAAUCCCUACAACAUUGCCUGUGCCCUUGACAGAACAGCGAGCCAGCAACUAACGCUGGAUUUGAAGUCAGCAAAGCACACAAACUUGAACAACGGUAUUGUUUCGAAGGACUCAUUUGCGGUAUCACGGCAUGGAACCAAUGCAGGAGCAAUCCGUCCAGAAGAAAUUCGUCGAUUGAUGGGAGCAAUCAGCUUCGGUUAUGGAGUCUUUCAGCUCAGCAUUUCCUUGCUGCCACCGAGUUUGCUCAAAUUAAUAAGUUUUCUCGGUUUCGAAGGAGACCGCGCUAUGGGAAUUGCUUGCCUAAGAUUUUCCCGACAUUCCUGCGACAUGCGAGCACCGUUGGCCACUCUGGCGCUUCUCUGCUACUACACCAUCGUGACGCCACUGUUUGCCGUCAACGGUACGAACCUUAGCUUUGAGAUCCAGGCCGCGCAACAGUUAAUUGAUGAAGCGGAUGGACAGUUUGCGAAAUCUUCACUCUUUCUGUUCUUCCGUGGAAGGGUCGAGCGGUUGAAGACUAACAUCCCGGAAGCAAUCCGUGCGUACGAGUUGGCCUAUCGUUCUUCAGCUCAGCGGGAGAUAAAAUUGCUCUGCCUGCAUGAAAUAGGAUGGUGUCGCUUGAUACAGCUGGACUAUGGGGUGGCUAUGCAGAAUUUCAAAAAACUCAAGAUGCGCAGUAAAUUUUCUAGAAGCUUUUACUCCUACCUUACGGCCAUCUGUGAAGGAGCCUUUGGCCAGUAUUCAAAUCUCGUCCAUUGGCGUGCGGAUAUACUGGAGAUGAUAAACCGUUCCCCUCAGAAGGAUUCACAAAUCCAUAAGUACAUAUUCCGGCGCUGUCUGAAGUUGCCCCGGGCAGAAGGAGGAUCACAGCCACGUUUUAGUAGCUCAUUGUACUGGAAGUAUCUCGUGUUUGAGAUGCUUUUCCUGUGGAACGCUUUAAGCAGCUGUAGCGUGGAGCAGUUGGAAAGUAUCCAGAUGGAUUGCUCACAACCGGUAGAAACCUCCUCCGAGCCGAUGUUGGGUAUUUCCCGGUUGGUACUCGGUGCCUGUUUGGCCUGCCUUGGACGUUAUGAUAAUGCAAUACUGGCGUACCGGGAGUGUAUUGCCAUGCGCGAAAAAGCAUCCGGCGAGCAACAGGAUAUUCACAUUUCUGCGUUCGCCUACUAUGAACUAGCCGUCCUGUUGCUCCGUCAGCAUGGUGAUGAAGAAGCGCAGCGUAUCGAGGCGCGACGGUUGCUAGUGUACGCGCAGCAGAACUUUAGAAACUACGAUUUCGAUAAUCGCGUCAGCGUACGCAUUCAUAACGUGCUGAAGAGGUUGGAAUCAUGAACAUACACGUGUAGGUAGUAGGGUUAUUCUAUAGGUUGGUGCCUUAUUUACUGUUCGGGAAACAUGUUGCAAAGCUUCUCGUUGGUAUAAUUCGAUACCCCAAGCGAGCCAGUUAACAAUUAAAAAUUGAAUAUUCUACUUGCUUUCCAGUGACUAGUACAAGAAAGUAAGAUUCAAAUGUUUGAAACAAUUGAUGCUUUGCACAAACUUGCAGGUCAAAGUUGAUCGCGCUGUAGAUAGCAAAUGAAAGCGAUCCACGAAGUGUGUGAUAUCCCGCGGUAUCCGUCACAGUUGUGCACAAAUUCAAGCUUAAAAGAAAGCCUCCGAUGAGAGAGAGAGUUAUACACUGUAAGUUUUAUAACCUCGUAUGAAAAAAGCGGAUACAGUAAUCAAUCAAAAGUUCAACAAUCAUCGCCAAUAACAUGUCUGGAACAGGAAACAAUAAAUUUUUAUAAAACAAAGCUAGCGCUAAAGAUUGCAACAAACAUUGUUAACGCACCUAAUCUUCGUCUAUCGCAGUUGCUGAAUAAAGAUAAGUGCAUUAAGUACGGCGUGGCUGCGUCGAUUUCUC
This is a messenger RNA of Anopheles darlingi, 3083 nucleotides long. RefSeq names its product tetratricopeptide repeat protein 39C-like. Gene Ontology annotation, biological process: cilium assembly. The transcript is spliced from 8 exons. Gene Ontology annotation, molecular function: protein binding. The coding region runs from base 365 to 2512 and encodes 715 amino acids. The record is from RefSeq and is a predicted model, not a curated record. NCBI's taxonomy places the organism in Eukaryota, Metazoa, Arthropoda, Insecta, Diptera, Culicidae.